This is a messenger RNA of Alosa alosa (allis shad), 3512 nucleotides long. RefSeq names its product glucocorticoid-induced transcript 1 protein-like. Gene Ontology annotation, biological process: podocyte development. The transcript has 8 exons. The record is from RefSeq and is a predicted model, not a curated record. The coding region runs from base 310 to 1719 and encodes 469 amino acids. Lineage: Eukaryota; Metazoa; Chordata; Actinopteri; Clupeiformes; Clupeidae. Gene Ontology annotation, cellular component: cytoplasm.
AUUAACCAGCUACAGUUGUAAGAUACCAUCUGUCAUCUGUAGUGAGGUAGGAAUAGUCUACUCUCUGAGGAAAACUUGUUUUCUAAUUUAUGACUUUAGGGUAGAGAUUACACUCAUAGAACAUAUAAGAAACAGAUCCAGUGGUUAUUAUCUAUUGUUAGUUUGAGUUCUGCAGUUACUUGUAGGCUACGUAUUUUGAAACUAGCUGCGUAACAAAAAUGAAAGGACACAGGCAGUUAACCAUUAACGGUAGUUUCUCACGGGUUACACUGUAAUACUCACGAGAAAAGCUGUUACAGAUACACAGUUAUGUCAGCGGCAUCGGAUACAAGCUGUCACUUUCAACAACAAAGACUAAGGCUUGGGAGCGCUGGGUCCCCUGGUUUAUCCAACAAUAGCAGCAGGCUCCAACCCAUUCGUGCCAUCGUUCCCUAUCAGCUUUUGCGCGGUGGUCAGCAAAGUCCACCGCGGUCUUCCUCUGUCUGCGCCGGGAGCAACGUCGGGCCAGCACUGUGCCUCAGCUCGAGCCCACCAUGCCAGUUACAGCUGCCUUCAAGUCACGGAGGAAACAACGGCACGGUGGACCAGAGGUUGCCUGGGAUGCAAAGACUCUCCCCUGAAAGUAGGAGCUCACCUGAAAGAUCUUUAAACUCAACGCACAGAGCAGAAAAGUCCACGCAGCAGCCUACCCGUGGGUCUGCUGCCAUCCGCCGCACGUCCUCCCUGGACACAGUCACCGUCGCCGGGCCGUACCUCACGGGUCAGUGGCCGCGGGACCAGCACACCCCAGACCCGUCCUGGACCACGGACAAAGCCACACAGACAUCCGGCUUGUGGGGUGAGGACAAAGGAGAUCUGGGAUGUGUACAUCAACGCUCAGCGUCUUGGGGUAAUGCUGAUCAUCUCAGAGAGCAGAUCGCUAAGCUAAGGCAACAGCUGAAGAAGCAGGGGAUCAGGCCCUGUCGAGAGAAGGAGAGAGAGAAGGAGAAGGAUCAGGGACCAUCUAUAAGAGGCACCCUGGCGCAGACAAAGGCACCAGCUCCUUCUACUGCCUCAAAGCCCCUGGCGUGCAGGGCCCCUAGUUACACGGAGGGCAUCAACCAUGAGCUGGAGAAUGUCUUCAUCAACGACCAGUGGGAAAGGGAGGACCUGACGCUGUUGGAGGUUCAGGAUGGACGACGGGCCCCUUUCCCCCCGCAUCUCCACGGCAGCAGCAGCAGCAGCAGCCACGGUGGCGGUGGGAGCAGACGGAGUGCGGACGCCCUGGCCGUGUCCAGCUGCUGUUCCAGCCCGUGGUGCUGCCACUCCCCCUCCGCCUCCCCCACGGGGCCCCCCGACUCCCAGGCCAGCAGCCCGUGGCUCCUGGAGGACCAGGACAAAGAUAGUGGGAGUGGCUCACCUUUGCCCAAGUAUGCGACCUCUCCCAAGCCCAACAACAGCUUCAUGUUCAAACGCGAGCCUCCCGAGGGUUGUGAGAAGGUCAAGGUCUUCGAGGAGACGGUGUCCAGUGGCUUUCCUCUGUUCUCCUGCCCCGAUAAAAACAAGGUGAACUUCAUCCCCACUGGCUCGGCUUUCUGCCCCGUCAAGAUGCCCUGCCCGGUCCUCUUGCCCCCCAGGUCGGCUGUCGUAGCCGUGGGCUUCCACAUGGCCAACCGCGUCCCAGGUGCCACCCCUUCUUCUGGGGACCGGGCACUGCCGUCGGGCCCUGGGACCCGCUGAGGCGCUCUGCCGCCGGGCGACUGUUCGUCUCGCUUUGUCUUCUGCCAGAACGCACCAGACCCAGGGGCCAGACCCUUGUCCGAGGCCUUGUUUUACAGACCAUGCUACGGAUGGGGGCACAUGGAUGAGAUUUUAAAAUGGAAAAGAUCACUGACUGGAAUCACUGUCAUCACUGUGGAUGCUACUGGUCUCUCUCUCUCUCUCUCUCUCUCUCUCUCUCUCUCUCUCUCUCUUUCUUUCUUUCUCUCUCUCUCUCUAGCCCUAACCAGGGUUUUCUUAAGAACUCUAGACACUAUUACCACUGCAGUGGCCCCUUUUAAAAACCCUGCAGUUUAAACAUUGUAGAACCUCCAAGAGGAAUGGGGAUGAGGCACAUGGGUGAGCAAGUCAGUUUUCUCCAAUUCAGAUUUAUGGUGUUAAAACUCAAAUAUUUGUAUAAGCUUUUUUGUAUGGCAAUGCCAUUUGGUGAUUUUUUUUUUUUUUUUAAUUUAGAACUCAAUGGCUCCUCAGGAACCAUAAUAAAACAUACAGCUCCAGGUAUGUUACUGAAGUUUGGACAGAAUGCUAAAUGGAUGGAGCUGUAGUCAGGUUAACUGGAACGGAAUAUCAGAGUGAGCAGUGUCUGCAAUUACACUGGAAAAUAUUCCACUCAACGCCUUUUCCCUUUGACCUACUAUAUCACAAUGUCUCCAUUAUUGUGCAGUGUUUGUCCCCAUGGAAACGUGACUGAUGCUGACGUCUUAAGAUAAAUACAAUCUCAACCACUGCACUCCAGGGUGCCAACCCCAGAUGUAGCCUAGUCAGUCAUAACAAGUUGUCUACUUUCACCAUGUAAUGGCUUAUAAUCUCAUUUCCAGCUAUUUAUAUAUAGACUUUUGCCAAAUGUUUCGACUAAUCCCAGAUUAUAGGCCAGAGUUUGACUGUCUAGUAGAUUAGUAGAAUUAAAUACUACAUGUAAACGUGACUCAAAGGAUGUAUCCUACUGUGCUAAUACAGUGGGGCGACGGAUGGUUGCAUUGUUUUGUUUGGUUUUUUAAAUAUGUGUUUGGUCUUUUUGCCUUCAUUUUAGGUAGGACAGUGAAGAGUGAGUGGGAGAGAGAGAUGGGAUGGGAUGGGGAAAUGGCUGCAGGUUAGAUUCAAACCUGGGUCCCCUUGAACACUUGGAGCCGAAAUAUGCUAUGGGCUUUGUAGCCACUUGCACUGUUGAGUGUGUUUUGAGGCAUAUGUUUCUGUGCACAUAUUAUAACAAGGCACACAUAGAGGGCCAAGUGGACACACUAACAGCCCAAAUGUGCUGAGGGUUUGGUGUAUUUGUUAUUAAGCCUGUUGAUCACAGGAUCCAGCAUGUCUGAAUGCUUGCCAGCUUUUGAGUAUCGGUACACAUAAUAUGCUAUUUUAUAUCUAAUACAUGCCACCAAAAAGACUUAAUGGUAAACUGUGAGUUCUUUAUUGAAACAAGUGACUCCCUUAGUCACAUCAUCACAUAGUUACUCUAAACUAAAUGUAAUCAGAUAAUCAGAGUGAGCACCUUAGCUUGUGAAAUAAUCGUUAAAAUAACAUGAGAAUAAAAGGUUAGAGCAUUCCAAGUAAACCAAAUCUACCUAAUUGGACCAAUGCUAUUACUUAACAUGGGAAGCAUCUUUAUGCAUAGAAGAAAAAUAUUUAUUUUUGACCUUUUGGAAGUUUUCUCAAAUUGGUGUAUGUGUUGAUUGUUUGUUAUGAGAUUGCUGCAAUGUAUUUUUCCACACAAUAGCUGUGGUGUCUUUUUUUUAAUAAAGGUAUGAUCAAAACAG